Molecule: messenger RNA, 974 nt
Organism: Zea mays
Lineage: Eukaryota; Viridiplantae; Streptophyta; Magnoliopsida; Poales; Poaceae
Product: photosystem I reaction center subunit II
Exons: 1
Coding region: 121-720 (199 amino acids)
Biological process (GO): photosynthesis
Cellular component (GO): photosystem I; photosystem I reaction center
Source: RefSeq, marked validated
CCCGCUCCGGCCGGCUCUUAGCUGCAUGCUCGCGCCGCCCUCCUCUCCAUCAUCCAGUGCUCUCUCCUCUUGCGAUUCGCUCGCUCGAUCCUAGCUUCCCUUCCAAGAAGCGCAGCGCCCAUGGCCAUGGCCACGCAAGCCUCCGCCGCCACGCGCCACCUGCUGGCCGCCGCCUGGGCGCCGGCGGCGAAGCCGCGGCAGCUGAGCUCGCAGCUCGCGCUGCCGUCGUCGUCCUCCCGCGGGCCGGCCCCGCUCCGCGCGUCCACCGAGGAGGCGGUGGAGGCGCCCAAGGGGUUCGUGGCCCCGCAGCUGGACCCCAGCACGCCGUCCCCGAUCUUCGGCGGCAGCACGGGCGGGCUGCUCCGCAAGGCGCAGGUGGAGGAGUUCUACGUCAUCACGUGGACGUCCCCCAAGGAGCAGGUGUUCGAGAUGCCCACCGGCGGCGCCGCCAUCAUGCGGGAGGGCCCCAACCUCUUGAAGCUGGCGCGCAAGGAGCAGUGCCUGGCGCUCGGCACCAGGUUGCGCUCCAAGUACAAGAUCACCUACCAGUUCUACCGCGUCUUCCCCAACGGCGAGGUGCAGUACCUCCACCCCAAGGACGGCGUCUACCCGGAGAAGGUCAACCCCGGCAGGGAGGGCGUCGGCCAGAACUUCCGCAGCAUCGGCAAGAACGUCAACCCCAUCGACGUCAAGUUCACCGGCAAGGCCACCUUCGACUAAUCACACUUCACGUACGCCGCACGCCCCAGCCGGGAUCCAAAUUAAAGAACUUCUUCUUCUAUUAAUUACAGUAUAUUGUAAUUUGGCUGCUGGUACGGUGGUGGCAUGAUUUGAGAUGUGCAUGAUGAUCCUUGUGUAAUUUUAUUACCAAGUCUCUUCUUAUAUUUACAUGUUCAUUUGCUUGCUUCUUGCAUAACAUAACGCCUAUCGACAAUGACCAUCAUUAGUUUUAGUCCUACGUGUAUUUGAUUCAA